AUGCUGGAGGAUGAGGAUGGGAUGAGCGAGAGGGGGCUCAGCAGCUCAAGGAGGAGGUACGACGAUGAGGAAGUGUCUCCAGCCGCCGAACGCCUCCGCUACAUCCUGGGGGAAGACGAUGAACCUCCCAACCCCACGCUCUUCACCGAGAUGGACACGCUGCAACACGACGGCGAGGAGAUGGAGUGGAAAGAGUCAGCCAGGUGGAUAAAGUUUGAAGAAAAGGUGGAAGAAGGCGGCGAGAGGUGGAGCAAGCCCCACGUGUCCACGUUGUCUCUGCACAGUCUGUUCGAGCUGCGGACAUGUCUACAAACGGGAACGGUGCUCCUGGACUUAGAUGGCUACUCCUUGCCCCAAAUUAUAGAUGAUGUCAUCGAGAAGCAGAUCGAGGACGGGCUGCUCAAGCCGGAGCUGCGGGAGAAGAUAAGCUACGUGCUCCUCAGGAAGCACCGUCACCAAACCAAGAAGCCAAUCCACCGGUCCUUGGCCGACAUCGGCAAGUCCGUCUCCUCCAACACAUCCCGCAGCCCUGUCCGGAGCCCGGCAGCCGGCGCCACUUUCCACCGCUCCACCGAGGACCUGCGGAUGCGGCAGAGCCCCAGCUACGGCCGCCUGCGUCACGCGCAGAGUCGGAGCAUGAACGACAUCUCGGACACGCCGAGCACCGACCAGCUGAAGAACAAGUUCAUCAAGAAGAUCCCCAAGGACGCGGAGGCCUCCAACGUGCUGGUGGGAGAAGUGGAGUUCCUGGAGAAGCCCUUUGUGGCUUUUGUGCGGCUCCUCCAAGCGACGAUGCUGGGAGGGGUGACGGAGGUGCCCGUCCCCACCAGGUUCCUUUUUAUCCUCCUCGGUCCCGCGGGAAAAGCCAAGUCCUACAACGAGAUCGGCAGAGCCAUCGCCACCCUCAUGGUGGAUGAUCUCUUCAGCGACGUUGCCUACAAAGCCCGGGAUAGAGAAGACCUGAUCGCCGGCAUAGAUGAGUUUCUGGAUGAAGUCAUUGUCCUGCCACCCGGCGAGUGGGACCCCAACAUCAGGAUUGAACCGCCCAAAAAAGUGCCCUCGGCUGAGAAGAGGAAAUCGGUUUUCUCUCUGAACGAAGUGGGGCAGAUGAACGGCACGGCUGGCGGGGCGGGCGCCGGGGGCGGAGGAGGAGGCAGCGAUGAUGGGGAGAUGCCUGAAGUUCACGAAAUUGGGGAAGAGCUCGCCUGGACCGGCCG
This is a messenger RNA of Apaloderma vittatum (bar-tailed trogon), 1217 nucleotides long. Its product is annotated as electrogenic sodium bicarbonate cotransporter 4-like. Gene Ontology annotation, biological process: transmembrane transport; bicarbonate transport; monoatomic anion transport. The record is from RefSeq and is a predicted model, not a curated record. The transcript is spliced from 10 exons. The annotation marks the transcript as partial. Gene Ontology annotation, molecular function: sodium:bicarbonate symporter activity; monoatomic anion transmembrane transporter activity; solute:inorganic anion antiporter activity. Lineage: Eukaryota; Metazoa; Chordata; Aves; Trogoniformes; Trogonidae. Gene Ontology annotation, cellular component: plasma membrane.